Molecule: messenger RNA, 3318 nt
Organism: Trifolium pratense (red clover)
Lineage: Eukaryota; Viridiplantae; Streptophyta; Magnoliopsida; Fabales; Fabaceae
Product: receptor-like protein kinase FERONIA
Exons: 1
Coding region: 281-2935 (884 amino acids)
Biological process (GO): protein phosphorylation
Molecular function (GO): ATP binding; protein kinase activity
Source: RefSeq, a predicted model, not a curated record
AAACACUGUUUCAAAGUACUAGUUGCUGCUAACAUAUACAACCCUGAUUACAAUUUAGCCAUCAACUGUGGCUCCUCAAAAAACACUCCUGCCUUAGAUAAUCGAACUUGGGUUGGCGAUAAAACCAAUCUCUUUACUGUCAUUGAUAUUUUGACCAAAGAGAUAUUUUGACCAUUUCAAGGUCGAUUUCAUGACUAGUCUCUAGUACUGUUUCAUAGAAUUUUCUCUCCUUCUCAUUAUACCAUCCCAUUCUUCACUCCUUCUCACACAACUCACAACUAUGGCAAACUCGUUAAUGAACAACAAAUUGCACACUAAAAUCACCCUACUAUCUCUCAUUUUACUAUUGUACCCUCUAGUUACUAACUCAUACAACCCUGAUUACAAUUUAGCCAUUAAUUGUGGCUCCUCAAAAAACGCUACUGCAUCUGAUAAUCGCACUUGGGUUGGUGAUAACUUCGAUCCCAUUACUUAUAUUGACCAAAAGCCCAUAUACAAUCCCCUUAACAUUACCAAAGUUCCAUACACAACCGCACGUUUCUUUUUCUCAAAUUUCACAUACUCUAUUCCUAUCAACAUUACUAAUAAUUCCACUGUUUUUCUUCGCCUUCAUUUUUACCCAACUUCAUACCAAAACUUUGAUCCCUCCAAUGCAAUUUUCUCUGUCAAAGUAAACAACAACCUUACCCUUCUUAAAAACUUCAACGCUUCACUUUGGCUUCAUCAUGAUGAUAAUGGGGAAACAAUCAUCAAAGAAUAUUGCAUUCAAAUCAAACCAAAUGAGAAUCUGCUAAACAUAACUUUCAUUCCCUACAGCAUAGACGAAUCCAAUCGUUAUUAUGCUUUCAUUAACGGAAUUGAAAUUGUGUCUAUGCCUUCUUUUCUCUAUUACUCAGACCUUGAUGACUUGAAUUAUAAUAUAAGAUCAGUUGACACAGGCACCACAGAUUACAAAAUUCAAAAAGAUAAAGCUUUGGAGAUGGUUUAUAGAGUCAAUGUUGGUGAUAUUCAAGUUCCACCAAGCAAUGAUACAGGUAUGUUUCGUAAUUGGGAUAAUGAUUAUCCUCUUUAUUUGGAGAAACAAUAUCCAUAUAGUGUACAAAAUGAUUAUGGAGAUCAGCUAAACUAUUUAGAAAAUACCAUUCCAAAUUACACUGCACCAGAACUUGUAUACUUAACUGCAAGAACUUAUGGAUUGGAUGCGAAAGAUAAUUAUAAUGUAACUUGGAAUUUUGAAGUUGAUUCUUCUUUUACCUAUAUGGUAAGGUUAUAUUUUUGUGAGUUUGAGCAAGAAAUAAAGCAAGUGGGUGAUAGAGUCUUUCAGAUUUUCAUAGACAACACUUUGGCUGAGGAAUACGCUGAUGUGAUUAUGUGGAGUGGUGCUCGUUUGGUUCCUGUUCACAAGGAUUAUGUUGUGACUAUGUACUCUCAGGAAGGUAGCUCUAAAAUUGAAAGAGUCAAUCUUUCAAUCAAGCUACAACUAUUACCAGCAAAUAUCAACAACAAAAGAUAUUUUCGUGAUGUCCUAUUGAAUGGAAUCGAGAUUCUAAAAAUAAGUGGCAAAAAUAAAAAUCUCGCAGGACCAAACCCAAAAUCCAUUGCUCUACCUCUCCCGCAUCAAGUAGUUUCAACCCAAUCCAUAAAAAAAAAUAAGAUCACCAUAGCUAUCUUAGUUGUGAUUCCAUUUUUAGGCCUCGUGCUAGUAAUUGUUGUCGGUAAAACAGUUUCUUGGCUGUGGAGAAGGUUUCACGGUGAAAGGGAAGAUAACUCUAAGACGAAAAAUGAAGGGUCGUUAUCUUUGCCACCACAUUUAUGCCGCUACUUUACAAUUACAGAGAUCAGAGCAGCAACGAACAACUUCGAUGAUGUUUUCAUCAUUGGUGUUGGAGGGUUUGGCAACGUAUACAAAGGUUGCAUCGAUGGAUCCACACCCGUUGCGAUAAAACGCCUCAAAUCAGGCUCUCAACAAGGAGCCAACGAGUUCAUGAACGAGAUUGAGUUGCUCUCUCAACUUCGCCACGUUCACUUGGUAUCCCUCGUCGGUUAUUGCAACGACGACACAGAGAUGAUUCUUGUUUAUGAGUUCAUGCAACACGGUACUCUCUGUGAGUAUCUCUAUGGUUCCAAUAACCAUCCCUUACCAUGGAAGCAAAGGCUUGAGAUUCUAUUGGGUGCAGCGAAAGGGCUACAUUAUCUUCAUGCAGAAGUGAAACACAAAAUAAUACAUCGUGACGUGAAGAGCACCAACAUAUUGUUGGAUGAGAAAUGGGUGGCUAAGGUUUCCGACUUCGGAUUAUCCAAAGUGGGACCCACGGGGAUAUCGACAACCCAUGUCAGCACAAUGGUGAAGGGGAGCCUUGGGUAUUUAGAUCCCGAGUACUAUAUGUUCCAAAGGCUUACAUUGAAAUCUGAUGUGUACUCCUUCGGUGUUGUUCUUCUUGAGGUAUUGUGUGCUAGGCCACCUUUGGUUCGCGAUUUGGAUAAGAAGACAGCUAGUCUAGUUUGUUGGUUUCAAAAAUGCUAUGACGAAGGUGUUGCGAUUGAACAAAUAGUUGAUCCAUUCCUUAGGGAUUCUAUCACAGGUGAGUGUUUGAAAUGUUAUUGCAAGUUGGCUUUGAGUUGUUUGCAUGACGAUGGGACUCAACGUCCCACAAUGAGUCAAGUGGUUGGGGAUUUAGAGUUUGCGUUGCAAUUGGUGGUGAGCGAAGAAGGUAGCCAAUUUGGUAAGGCCGAAAAAGAGGGAAGAUAUAUGAAAGGACCACAAUUCUCGCAGUUUAUGAGUGAUGAAGAAAGUGAUUUGCAUUUCGUAAGAUCCCACACCUACAAGGAGAGUACACUCUCAGCAUGGCCAAGUAGUCAAGAACAUCCUUUCUCGGAGAUUCCGAAUCCAAGACCACGAUCAUAUUCAUGUCAAAACCUCAAAGUUUAUAUUUAGCAAUUAUUAUGAAAACCCGUGUUUUUAUAAGUAUAGUGUAAACGAUAUAAUAUCAAUACGAAACUAUUUCAGCACCGCAUGAAAGGCAUUGUUUGAUCAUAUCUUGAAUUCUCAUGUAAGUUAGGCCUGUAAGUCAUAUCUAUUUUUUUUUCCAAAAUAUGGUAUGAGAGACUUUUUCAAACUAUAAACUAGUUAACAGCUAUAUAGCUAUGGCUUAGUGACAAAAUAGUCAAUUUGUAGUUUUUGGCAGAUUGUGUGGUGACACCAUUUUUUAAUUUAUCGUAGUGGAAUUAUUUUAUCAUCAAAGACUUGGUGAAGUCUUCACAAGUCUUCGUCUACCCAAUUCACGAUAUGGUAUAUGUGGAUCGAAAAUUACCAGUUUU